Manis pentadactyla (Chinese pangolin) is the source of this 2898-nucleotide messenger RNA. RefSeq names its product T cell immune regulator 1, ATPase H+ transporting V0 subunit a3 (gene TCIRG1). Gene Ontology annotation, cellular component: vacuolar proton-transporting V-type ATPase complex; plasma membrane; vacuolar proton-transporting V-type ATPase, V0 domain. Bases 326 to 2818 code for a protein of 830 amino acids. The record is from RefSeq and is a predicted model, not a curated record. Lineage: Eukaryota; Metazoa; Chordata; Mammalia; Pholidota; Manidae. Gene Ontology annotation, molecular function: proton-transporting ATPase activity, rotational mechanism; ATPase binding. Gene Ontology annotation, biological process: vacuolar acidification; proton transmembrane transport. The transcript has 20 exons.
AGAGGCCGUGGCUCUGCCUGCCAACCCAGCUUCCCCUGCACCGGGAAAGGGGGUCCUGGAGCCCCACUCAGCUGGGUCAGUGGAUGCCCUCAGUCUGCUGGCUGGCUGGGUGUCGGGGGGCCUCAGAGGUGACCAGCAGGAGGAAGAACGGGGGGAAGAGAAGGUUGGGGUGCUAGCAGCUGCUAGCAUCGACAGCCCAGCUCUGCAGGGUGUGGUGGCGGCGCUCAGGCCUUUCCUUUCCUGUGGCAUCUUGGAGGGAGGGACCCAUUCUACGGAUGAGGAAGCUGAGACUCACCCAACCAGGAAGAGGCAGAGCUGGAGGACCAUGGGCUCCAUGUUCCGGAGCGAGGAAGUGGUGCUGGUCCAGCUCUUCCUGCCCACAGCUGCGGCCUACACCUGUGUGGGCCAGCUCGGUGAGCUGGGCCUCGUGGAGUUCAGAGACCUCAAUGCCUCGGUGAGUGCCUUCCAGAGACGCUUUGUGGUGGACGUUCGUCGCUGUGAGGAGCUGGAGAAGACAUUCACCUUCCUGCAGGAGGAGGUGCGGCGGGCUGGUCUGGCACUGCCCCCUCCCAAGGAGGCACUGCCAGCACCCCCACCCCGCGACCUGCUGCUCAUCCAGGAGGAGACGGAUCGCCUGGCACAGGAGCUCCGGGAUGUGCGGGGCAACCAGCAGUCCCUGCGGGCCCAGCUACACCAGCUGCAGCUCCACUCGGCAGUGCUGGGCCAGGGCCGUGGCCCCCCGUUGGCAGCCACGUACACUGACGGAUCCUUGGAAAGUACCCCCCUGCUCGAGGCCCCCGGAGGACCCCACCAGGACCUGAGGGUCAACUUCGUGGCAGGCGCCGUGGAGCCCCAGAAGGCCGCCGCACUGGAGCGCCUGCUCUGGAGGGCCUGCCGUGGCUUCCUCAUUGCCAGCUUCAGGGAGACGGAGCAGCAGCUGGAGGACCCUGUGACGGGUGAGCCAGCGACAUGGAUGACCUUCCUCAUCUCCUACUGGGGUGAGCAGAUCGGGCAGAAGAUUCGUAAGAUCACUGACUGUUUCCACUGCCACGUUUUCCCGUUCGCGGAGCAGGAUGAAGCCCGCCGUGGAGCCCUGCAGUUGCUGCAGCAGCAGAGCCAGGAGCUGCGUGAGGUCCUGGGCGAGACGGAGCGCUUCCUGAGCCAGGUGCUGGGCCGCGUGCAGCGGCUGCUGCCGCCCUGGCAAGUGCAGAUCCGCAAAAUGAAGGCCGUGUACUUGGCCCUUAACCAGUGCAGCGUGAGCGCCACACACAAGUGCCUCAUCGCGGAGGCUUGGUGCGCCACCCACGACCUGCCCACCCUGCAGCAGGCUCUGCAGGACAGCUCGAGUGAGGCAGGUGUGAGCGCCGUGGUCCACCGCAUCCCCUGCCAGGACAUGCCCCCCACUCUCAUCCGCACCAACCGCUUCACGGCCAGCUUCCAGGGCAUUGUGGACGCCUACGGUGUGGGCUGCUACCAGGAGGUCAACCCCGCGCCCUACACCAUCAUCACCUUCCCCUUCCUCUUUGCCGUGAUGUUCGGCGACGUGGGCCACGGGCUGCUCAUGUUCCUCUUCGCCCUGGCCAUGGUGCUGGCAGAGAACCAGCCGGCAGUGAGGACGAUGCAGAACGAGAUCUGGAGGACCUUUUUCAGCGGCCGCUACCUGCUCCUGCUCAUGGGCCUGUUCUCCAUCUACACCGGCUUCAUCUACAACGAGUGUUUCAGCCGCGCCACCACCAUCUUCCCCUCGGGCUGGAGCGCGGCGGCGAUGGCCAAUCAUUCUGGCUGGAGCAACACGUACCUGGCACAGAACCCGCUGCUCGCCCUGGACCCCAAUGUCACCGACGUCUUUCGAGGACCGUACCCCUUCGGCAUCGACCCCGUCUGGAGCCUGGCGGUCAACCACCUGAGCUUCCUCAACUCCUUCAAGAUGAAGAUGUCCGUCAUCCUGGGGGUCACGCACAUGGCUUUUGGAGUGCUCCUGGGAGUCUUCAACCACAUGCACUUUGGCCACUGGCACAAACUGCUGCUGGAGACGCUGCCUGAGCUGGUCUUCCUGCUGGGGCUGUUUGGCUACCUUGUCUUCCUGAUUGUCUACAAGUGGCUGCGAGUCUCGGCCGCCAGCGCCGCCUCAGCCCCCAGCCUCCUUAUCCACUUCAUCAACAUGUUCCUCUUCUCCAGCAGCCCCACCAACCAGCCACUCUUCCUGGGGCAGGAGGUGGUGCAGUCCAUCCUGGUGGUCCUGGCCUUGGCCAUGGUGCCCAUCCUGUUGCUUGGCACGCCCCUAUUCCUGCACUGGCAGCACCGCCGCCACUUGAGGAAGAGAGCCGGUGGCCCGCAGCUGGAUGAGGACAAGACUGGGCUUCUGGACUCCUCUGCUGCAUCGGUGUCUGGCUGGGGCUCUGAUGAGGAGAAGGCAGGGUGCCCAGGGAACCAAGAGGCCAAGUUUGUCCUCUCCGAGGUGCUCAUGCACCAGGCCAUCCACACCAUUGAGUUCUGCCUGGGCUGCAUUUCCAACACUGCCUCCUACCUGCGCCUCUGGGCCCUGAGCCUGGCUCAUGCCCAACUGUCAGAGGUCCUGUGGGCCAUGGUGAUGCGUGGGGGCCUGGGCCUAGGCCGCAGUGUGGGUGUGGCAGCUGUGGUGCUGGUCCCCAUCUUUGCCGCCUUCGCUGUGCUGACCGUGGCCAUCCUGCUGGUGAUGGAGGGACUCUCAGCCUUCCUGCACGCACUGCGGCUGCACUGGGUGGAGUUCCAGAACAAGUUCUACUCUGGCACCGGCUACAAGCUGAGCCCCUUCACCUUCGCUGUGGAGGAUGACUAGUGGCCACCUAUGGCCAUGCUGGUGACCCCUGCCCCUUACCUCGCUGAGGCCAGCAAGGAAUAAAGUGGAGGGCCCAGGAA